CACCGCCACCACGAUCCUCCUCCCACUUGCCGGUCCAGAGAGGCCAAGAUGGAUGCCGUGAUCUCCGAUGCUGGCAAUGUUGAUUUGAGAUCCUUGCCUCCUUCUGGGCGGGAUUUCAGCUGCGAUUUUGAAGUGGAUUAUGGAUCAAAGGAGCAUGCAACAAUUGUCUAUACUGCAUUGGCAGUUGAUAAGGAGUUGCAGCCAGACAAGGUCAAGAGGCAGGUGUCCAUUUCCGAUGGCAAGCUUCAAGUACACUUUGAGGCGGUGGAGGCUAGAUUUCUGCGCGCAUCAUUCAGUGCAUUUGUGGAUCUAAUGAUUCUUGCCACAAAAAUCAUUGAAGAAUUUGGCCAGAACAACAAAAAUUCUGAACAAAUAUGAUUUUAAUAAGCAGCAUUAUGUAUCACAAGUAGAACAGAUAAUGUAGGCAAUUCUCGUAUGUGUUGUUCCCAGAAACCCAAAUCUGGCAUAUUAUAUAUUGUUUUCUAAUCAAUGGCAGCUACUUGGAUUGGCUGCGCUUGGUCU
Messenger RNA from Elaeis guineensis (African oil palm), 522 nucleotides. RefSeq lists its product as uncharacterized. Gene Ontology annotation, cellular component: EKC/KEOPS complex. The record is from RefSeq and is a predicted model, not a curated record. NCBI's taxonomy places the organism in Eukaryota, Viridiplantae, Streptophyta, Magnoliopsida, Arecales, Arecaceae.